Hyaloperonospora brassicae is the source of this 2382-nucleotide messenger RNA. Lineage: Eukaryota; Oomycota; Peronosporomycetes; Peronosporales; Peronosporaceae. The record is from the annotation of a GenBank genome assembly.
AUGGAACUUGCCGGAGCGUCUUGGAUUGUCGAAGCAAUGGAAAAAGUAGGCAGCUGCUCGGGCCAUGGUCUACCCGAGGCCGGCGCCUUCACUCCAGCCCUAGUCUUUCCCUCAAACUUUGGGCAGAUGGUCGCUGUAUCUUGCGCAUGUACGACUUUACUUGAGCUAGUAUCGAUGUCAAAGGAUUCGAAAGAGAGACUGAGAGGCGACAAACUUUUGGGAGAUAUCCGUGACAAAGGCUCACGACUGAACAACCAGGGUGUGGGACAACAUGUUCUUCGCUUUCUUGAUGCUCUCCAGGCAGUGGGAUCGUUGGCCAUCGUGCUGCAGGAAGAGUUGAUCUCGAAUAUUCACGGUAGAAAAUGGGAUGACUAUGCAUACCAAGAUUUGUCGAAAUGUAUUGACGGUACAUCAGGUGGGAUGCAACGUAUUCUAGACACGGCAUUGGUGUCUGCGGAGAAUAGUGGCAUUCAGAAUGUCUUUGCAGCUGUUACAACAAUCACGCAAAAGGUUACAGCUUUGGUCGACUCAUUGCAGCAAGAGUCAGUUGUGACCAGUGAAGAAGCGGAACGUAUCCGGAGACUGUCCAGCUCCAGCUGGAUCAAUUUAGUUUGUGACGUCAUCAAGCUUUCAUCUGCAGAUAAGCUGGAGCAAGAUAUCAAGCAGGAAGCAUGCGCACUCUGGUCUGAUCGUAUGGAUACGAUUGUUUCCAACUGCUUGACGAGGCUUUUCCAAUACGUGCUGUCUAGUGUUAUUUCACGCGAUUUGAAGAUCGACUUUUGCGCACUCGCUCAAGAGCCUGAUGCUGCUGCAAGCAAGACGGAACAGACAUCAUCCCGCUCACGAUGGCGUGCAUUCUUCUACUCUCAAGUUCCAGCCUCACUGCUCUCUGCGUCGUCGAAGGAGUCGGUGAUAUCGCGAGCAAGUGUGAUUGUCAAGUCAGUGUCUGACGUAAUGACGGUUUGCGAGAACCACUGGGCCCAGCAAUGGAGGAUAAUGCUGUUCCUUGACGACCGGUCAUCUUCCAAUGGACGCUUGCAUGACUGUGUUCAGACCUGCUACAGUAGUGCGGUCGCACUCUUUGAGUAUGGUCGAGCUUUACUCGACCUUGUUGAAGGCAUCACGAUGGUUGAGACAUCAUCAGGCGAGGUGUCUCGGAAUGAGGAGAAACUGGAGCUUGAAGUGGAUCGUGCAGGUAAAGAUCUGCUUCGGAAAGCGUCUGAAGCUACUAUGAGGCUUCAUUCACGCGUUGAAGCAGUCAGUGAGGUGGAUGCUUGCGUACGUGCUCUCCAAGACGAAAUGGCGUGCAUACAGAACACGCACAAUAUCAUUACUUCCGAUAAGCGCGCGGCCGCGGCUGAAUUUCUCCAUCUGUGCAGUGCAAGCGAAGACGCAGUAGUGGAAAUGUCGCGUGUACUGCACAAGCACGUUCAAGACAUGCGCUACUUACUAAAUAACACUGACAAGCUCAAGGCAACAUCAACGGAAGUGGCAUCUGUAGCAUCCGAGAGUCUACGAUCCCAAGGUCAGUUGCAGAUGCAAAAAGACAAUCCGCUACCCACCGAUUGCUCUUCUCCAGCGUCCACGACGGCGUAUUCCUUUUUGGAAAAUGACCGACUCGCAAAGCAGCUGCGGCGAAGUGUUCGGUCGGCAAAUCAUGUCCAGAUGUUGGAAGGUGUUUUACAGCGACAUGAGGAAGCCUGCAUGGAAUUCCGACAGACCAUUGGUCCGAUUGAUCAAGCUUUGACGGUGUUCGAUACCCAGGCUGACCACCUCCUUGCGUUUCAAGGCCAUCCGGACGCAAAAGCACUGCUGCUGUUGAUCCUCGAUUUGGUCGAGACACUUCGGGUGUUCUCAGUAGAUACCCGAUCUACACUCGAUACUUCGGAUGAGGCUGCAACGUCUCUCCUCGUAGCAGGUCGCGACGUCGUGCGUCGAUGUGUGAAGUUAUUCUUCGAAGCCACUGAAGUGGCUUGUCGACUUUUGGGUGCAGAAGAACAAAGUCGCAGACCGAGCAUUGGUGUGCCGAUGCAACAUGUACCCGGCGAGGAUGAGGAAGAGCAGCGUGCAGACACAGACGGUUCAGCUGAUGCCAUCACCAACGAGUCGGGAAGCAGCAUAGUGUCAGGUGCGAGUAGUGACUGCGGAGGCAGCCAUUAUGACCAUUCGAUCGCUGGUCCUUCGUACGUUGUCGAGGAAAAGAGUCGUCACGGGUUGCAAGUUGUCAAGCGUAUUGAAGAAAAGCUGUCGGGAAAGGUGACGGAAGUGGCCCAUGCUCCUUCCAUGCUGACAGUGGAGCAGCAAGCGUCAUGGCUGAUCGACGAAGCUACCAAGAUCGACAAUCUCUGUGUCAUGUACGAAGGGUGGACACCGUGGAUUUAG